This is a messenger RNA of Bacillus rossius redtenbacheri, 1832 nucleotides long. RefSeq lists its product as uncharacterized. The coding region runs from base 353 to 1045 and encodes 230 amino acids. The transcript is spliced from 5 exons. Lineage: Eukaryota; Metazoa; Arthropoda; Insecta; Phasmatodea; Bacillidae. The record is from RefSeq and is a predicted model, not a curated record.
AUCUCACAAUCACAAUGUCUGAGUGUUUUGUUGCUGGUUAUCAUGCUGUUGUACCAAACUAAAAGACUAACAGACACGUACACCAACAUGAGAAUCCAUGCCUGAUUGAGGUUAAAACCCCAGACUCUCAAUGUGUAACACAAGGCAACAUCUCUGGAGCUUGUUGAAGCCAGUGAUAAAAAUUACACAAGUAAUUUAACUUUUCGUGAAUUUCCAUUUCCCGUGUUCGUGUUUAUACGGGCCGCCGCCUGUCAACUAAGACAGGUUGGUGCUAAUUUCAUGUCUAACACACAGUUGAUACAAGCACUUGUCACAACACCUCCGACCCGACACUUCGCUGUGUGUCCAAGCGAUGAGCCACCGCUUGUUCGAGCAGCGCACUCUAUUGCUUGUGCCAACACUUGGCUGUGCUGCAUUGCCCUGCGCUGUGCACCGCACGACUGACGCUUCUGCAGGCCGACGCCGGUGUAUCGGAGGAAGGAUGCUGGCAUGCCUGCAGGUGUGGUAUAUUCUGGGGCUGCUAGGGGCCGCCAGCUGUCUGCGCACCCGUCGCUACCUCGUGUACCCUGAGGGCAGUGAGGUGGAGCUGGCAGUGGGGUUCGACCUACCUGUGGAGGUGAGCGGGGGUGAGGUGGGGCUUGGGAUGGAACUAGAGGUGACUUACGAGCUGCCCUCUAACGCCUCACAGCUCUCUCAAGGCUAUGUGAGCUACGCGAAACGAGCUGCGCGCCUACCUUCCCGCUGGCAACUGUACUUGUUGCUGGAGAGACUGCUUCGCAGGGUCGGACUGGAUGGCAGGGCAUGCUUGCUGAGGGCAGUGUGCGAGGCAUCUGGCAGCCACAUGGUCAGGGGUCAGGGACUCUCGGCGGAGGUUCUGCACAUCUUCCUCACGCCAUCAGCGACGGAUGAGGAGAAGGGGGCGGAGACCCAAGUUCGCAGGGAAUACAGCUCUGCGGAGGCCAUGGGAGAUGCGCUACAGGUGGACUGUGCAGUGCUGUACCCGGAGUGCAGCCUCAGCCUGCUGGACUUGCUGUCGCAUGUCUAGUGACAGUGGAACUGCUGUCUCUAAGCUGUGCACAUGCUCUGGAAGACCAUGAAUGUUGUACUGCAUGAGGACUAUGCAGUGCUGUACCCGGAGUGCAGCAUCAGCUUGCUGGACUUUCUAUCUCAUGGCUAGUGAUGGUGAAGCGGCAGUUUCCAAGCUGUGCACAUGUUCUGCGAGACUUCGUGUCGGUGGGUCGCUGGGCUAGCUCAUGUGAUACUGCUAGUGCCCAAAUCCGAUGUGCCAGGCUCGUAGUUCAGUCAGUGGGCAAACAAUAUCGAACUACAUAAAUAUGCUUUAAAUGUUUUAAUAUUGAAUUUUGAAUCAUAUCUCUUUUUGUACUUACUCCACAAGAGUUUUUUUUUCUCUGUAGGAACACUAUGUAAGAUCACAUAUUCUAUGGCCACAAGAAGCCAGAGUAUUUUUCGUCGGAGAAAGUAUGUAGCUAAUGUAGAGAGAGUACUUCAGCAAUCAGAGUUCGUAACACUAGCUGAACCUGGUUCUGCCAUGUCAAGAGUCACAUUCGUAUUUCAGCCUUAUCCUAUCCAGAGCCAUGCCCUUUCCAUGUUAAAGGCUAGUGUGAGGGUCGAACCUGAAAAAUAAUCUAAGAAAAAAUAAAACAUCAACACCGAUAAGACAAGGACAAUGAUUUAAGGCGAUUGGUGCAUAGAAAAUAUUACAACAAAACUAAUUUAACUGUACAUAUUUAUUUUUGAUGCUUCUUUUUAAGACAUAAUAUACCUAGGAUAUUUUUAAUAAACUUUUUUUUACUGAGUUAUGUCAUUUUAAA